AUGAAAACCAUCCGACACACUGCUCCUUCACUUAAUGCCGAGCUCAUUGGCGAGCUCGACGGUGAGAAUUCAUGUGACUUGGCUGUCUUUCGAGGUAUUUCGUUCGCUUCCGUGGACAAGAGAUGGACACACAGUCAAACCCGCCAUUCGCUGGAAUCCCCCUAUGAUGCCACCCAAUUCGGACCGCGUUGCUCGCAGGGAAAUGGAAUGGUCUUGGUCACCGGUGGUGUCAAUGAUCCUGCUCCAGGUGAUAAUGAGUUUAAAUGCUUGAACCUCAACAUCUGUACUCCUCGAGAAUCGCUCCCAGCUCAGGGCAAAGAUACACCUCUGCUUCCUGUCAUGGUGUGGAUACAUGGAGGUGGCUUCGCGUACGGCGCAAAUUCAGUUGCCCGGUAUCGCGCACAGGUCUUCACCUCACACGCAAAGCGAUCGGGUACACCUGUCCUCGUCGUGCAGGUCAAUUACCGACUUGGGGUGUUAGGUUUUGCAUCUUCGGACGAUCUCGCUCAGGAGACCACGGGGCAAGAGGCCCCCUGUCGCUCUGGGAACUACGGAUUUGUUGACCAGCGGAAUGCACUGGAGUGGGUGAACAAGCAUAUCGCCGACUUCGGCGGAGACCCUUCGAAUAUCACCGCUUUUGGCGUCAGUGCUGGCAGCGCCAGCAUCCACUUCCACAUCUUGAGCCGCGAUCCACUGUUCGACCGCGCCAUUAUGAUGAGCGGCUCAGGUCCCGUGCUUGGCCCAUUGCCUCAACAACUUCAUGAGCAAGGCUGGCAAAAUAUGGUUAGCGAGUGCGGUCUCCUCGAAGUGAAGUCAUCUGCUGAGCGGCUGUCACGCCUACGUGCUAUGAAGCCAGAGGAGCUGAUCGAGAAGUUUUCCAAGUCCCCGCUGGGACCUGUCGGUGACGGUAACCUCCUGCCCGAGACAUGGACCUUCACCGAUGAGGUCCCUGAAACGCGGUGUAAGAAGAUAAUGCUAGGCGAUACAAACAUUGAAGCACUCGUCCUCGACCAUUUGCCGGAAAAUAUUUCACAAAACCAGUUUGCAGAGCUACUUGCUGGUACUUUCACAAACGACGAGGUUGAGGAGCUCCGCUCUAAAUUCGGGUUCAGCAAAGACCCUCAGACAUUCGAGGAAUACCGCGACGCAGUGCGUCUUCUCUUCAGUGCAGCCAUGUUCCACUACCCCAAUAUUGGGAUUGCCCGUGCUGCGCUUAAUACGCCCUCUAAGGGCCAAGAUGUAUAUCUUUAUCAUUUUGAGGAGGUUUCCCCAUUUCCUGGAGCAACACACGGCCUCUCCUAUCACGGUCUAUGUGCUUUGCUCAUCUACCUGAAUCAAUUAGAUGAUUCCCCUGAGCCAACAAGAGUUACCUCUUUAGAAGCUGCUUCCCUCUUUACAGCUUUCGCAAAUGGAAAGGAACCCUGGGAACCCUUUGGUGAGGCUGAGAGGUUUUUCCGCUUUGGACCGGAUGGAGUUAGUGGCUUGCAAUAUUUUGAGUCUGAUGAGACCAGAACUUACGAGCAUAUCGAGUGGAUGGCUGCUCACUGGGAGAAGAUUCUACUUUUUGUACGUCGUCUUCUUUACUAG
Messenger RNA from Penicillium odoratum, 1587 nucleotides. RefSeq names its product alpha/beta-hydrolase. Bases 1 to 1587 code for a protein of 528 amino acids. Lineage: Eukaryota; Fungi; Ascomycota; Eurotiomycetes; Eurotiales; Aspergillaceae. The transcript is spliced from 2 exons. The record is from RefSeq and is a predicted model, not a curated record.